AAAAAGGUAUAACUGACUCAGGGGGAAUUCCGACCUAUUAAGGGACAGCACAGGAAGUACUUCUAGUACUCACAAGACGAGUGUGCCAAAAGGUGCAGUAGAUUUCUUUCUAAAUUAAUUUCGUCCAUUUAAAACCUUACGUUCGGGCUUGUCAUGUGUCUAUCGUUGUGAUAGAAAAACAGUCGAAGUCUAUACGUUACUUCCGGGUUUUCGUCUAACUUAACCCUGACCGCCUGGUAGUGAAAAAAGGUCGUCCGACUUAUACUCUGCGUCUUACGAUGUUCUAGGAAGACAAGAAUGGAGGAAAGGCACAAGAAAAUCAUAAAGAAGAAGUACAAAGACCUUACCAAGGAUCUUAGACCAGACGAAGUCAUGGAUCAUCUAAUACAAGAGGAUAUCUUCGACUUUAAUGACCUUGAACAGGUGAGAGCAGAAAAAGUGAACAAGUUACAAGUAGAGAAACUGUUGAGUAUCCUCUUCACACGAGGUCCUAAUGCCUUCCGUGUAUUUCUGGAAUCGCUGGAAGAGCGUUACCCUUGGUUGUACAAGGAUCUCAAGACAGCAGACGAGGAGUCGGCAACGAAACAACCACUACAACAACCACAACCAGAACAACAAUCACAACCAAAAGAGGACGAAACCACGACCAGCUCCAGCGAGGCCAGGCACCCCGAACAAGAGACGACGAGACCAUCGUCCGACCAACUAGUAACGCCAGAGGACGAAACGUGCCUAAAGCGGCCGCUGCCUCAGACAGGUACACAGACAAGAGAGAAAGCGGUAGUACAGAGGGCUGGCAGUGGGUUUGGAUCUCCAUUGACAGGUAGGACUUAA
Molecule: messenger RNA, 834 nt
Organism: Branchiostoma belcheri (Belcher's lancelet)
Lineage: Eukaryota; Metazoa; Chordata; Leptocardii; Amphioxiformes; Branchiostomatidae
Product: death domain-containing protein CRADD-like
Exons: 1
Coding region: 298-834 (178 amino acids)
Biological process (GO): regulation of apoptotic process
Molecular function (GO): protease binding; death domain binding
Source: RefSeq, a predicted model, not a curated record